Manis pentadactyla (Chinese pangolin) is the source of this 2261-nucleotide messenger RNA. It is a transcript of the gene PRKCSH, whose product is annotated as protein kinase C substrate 80K-H. Bases 249 to 1838 code for a protein of 529 amino acids. Lineage: Eukaryota; Metazoa; Chordata; Mammalia; Pholidota; Manidae. The transcript has 17 exons. Gene Ontology annotation, biological process: N-glycan processing; liver development. The record is from RefSeq and is a predicted model, not a curated record. Gene Ontology annotation, molecular function: calcium ion binding; protein binding. Gene Ontology annotation, cellular component: glucosidase II complex.
UAUGAACUAGCGGGAGGGAGGGCACCCUAGUUUCCUAUUGGGGGUACCGUUGGGCGUGCGUCGCGAGAGGGAGAGAUUGAACCCUUUUGGCCUAUUGGCGGGAAUUGGACAGCCACCCCCACGCCCCCAGGGAGCAGAGGUUUUUGAGAUCCCCGCCAUUGAUCAGAACAAACGUGGGGACACAGCAAUCUCCUGGCAAACUGCUUCCGCCUCCACAACCCGUUUCUGGCCUCCGAGCCUUCCGUGAGAUGUUACUGUGGCUUCUGCUGCUGCCCGUGUGCUGGGCCGUGGAGGUCAAGCGGCCCCGGGGCGUCUCCCUCACCAACCAUCACUUCUAUGACAAGGCCAAGCCCUUCACUUGCCUGGAUGGCUCAGCCACCAUACCUUUUGAUCAGGUCAACGAUGACUACUGUGACUGCAAAGAUGGCUCUGACGAGCCAGGCACAGCCGCCUGUCCCAACGGCAGCUUCCACUGCACCAACACUGGCUACAAGCCCCUGUACAUCCCCUCCAGAUGGGUCAACGACGCAGUUUGUGACUGCUGUGAUGGGACAGACGAGUACAACAGCGGCAUCGUCUGUGAGGACACCUGUAGAGAGAAGGGCCGCAAGGAGAGAGAGACUUUGCAGCAAAUGGCAGAGGUUACCCGCGAGGGGUUCCGCCUAAAGAAGAUCCUUAUAGAAGAUUGGAAGAAGGCUCGGGAGGAGAAGCAGAAAAAGCUCACUGAGCUACAGGAUGGGAAGAAAUCCCUGGAAGACCAGGUGGAGAUGCUGCGCAUGUUGAAGGAAGAGGCUGAGAAGCCAGAGAAGGAGGCCAAAGACCAGCACCAGAAGCUGUGGGAAGAGCAGCUGGCUGCCUCCAAGGCCCAGCGGGAGCAGGAGCUGGCGGCCAACGCCUUCCAGGAGCUGGAUGACGACAAGGACGGAGCGGUUUCAACGGCUGAGCUGCAGACCCACCCGGAGCUGGACACUGACGGGGAUGGGGCGCUGUCAGAAGGAGAAGCCCAGGCGCUUCUCGGGGGAGACACGGAGGUGGAAGCUGCUGCCUUCCUCGACCGCGUUUGGGCUGCCGUCCGGGACAAGUACAGGUCUGAGGUGCUGCCCACUGAGCCGCCCUCGCCCUCUGCGCCUGACCCGACGGAGCCCAGGGAGGAGCAGCCCCCAGCGCAGUCCCCACCCACAGAGGAGGGCGACCAGGACGAGGACGAGACAGAGGAGGAGGAGGAGGAGGAGGCAGAGGAGGUGGAGGACUCCCAGGAGGCCCCGCCCCCCCUGGUGCCCCCGCAGCUCGCAGCCAGCCCCGCCGACGAGGACAGGACGCCCCCCUACGACGAGCAGACGCAGGCUCUCAUCGACGCCGCCCAGGAAGCCCGCAACAAAUUCGAGGAGGCUGAGCGGUCCUUGAAGGACAUGGAGGAGUCCAUCAGGAACCUGGAGCAGGAGAUUUCCUUUGAUUUUGGCCCCCACGGGGAGUUCGCCUACCUGUACAGCCAGUGCUACGAGCUCACCACCAAUGAGUAUGUCUACCGGCUCUGCCCAUUCAAGCUUGUCUCACAGAAACCCAAACUCGGCGGCUCCCCCACCAACCUCGGCACGUGGGGCUUAUGGGCUGGCCCUGACCAUGACAAGUUCAGCGCCAUGAAGUACGAGCAGGGCACCGGCUGCUGGCAGGGCCCCAACCGCUCCACCACCGUGCGCCUGCUGUGUGGGAAGGAGACAGUCGUGACCAGCACCACAGAGCCCAGUCGCUGUGAGUAUCUCAUGGAGCUGAUGACACCGGCCGCCUGCCCGGAGCCGCCACCUGAACCUCCCACUGACGGCGACCACGACGAGCUCUAGCCCCACCAGGCACAGGUGGGCGUGGAGGUGGGGUGCCUGCCUCAAUUUGGGGUGCAGCUUUGUCCGAGGGAGACAGACCCAGGCCCGUGCUGCUUCUCCGCCCGCCUGUCUAAUUUGGUUUCUCUGACCCAGAAUCUCAAAGGCAUGGAAAGACCUCUCAGUCUGUGGACCAGGGCCCGCCCCUCGGGGUCUCCUCGCCUUCCCUGUGGGUGCAGGAACCAUGUGGGACUCUGUGCCCUGCUCUCGAGGGGCCAGGCGGGUCACAGCCACGUACCCAGGCCCCAGCAGCCUCCAAAGACGGAAUAACAGAGCUCACCCUCGCUGGGUCCCUGACCUGCCUCCUGCCCAGGCAUCUGCCUCCCUGGCCUGUGGGGGAAAGUGAAUUGACCUGUGACCUCAAAACAAUAAAAGUGAUCCCCCUAA